Molecule: messenger RNA, 3734 nt
Organism: Cimex lectularius (bed bug)
Lineage: Eukaryota; Metazoa; Arthropoda; Insecta; Hemiptera; Cimicidae
Gene: scat
Product: vacuolar protein sorting-associated protein 54
Exons: 19
Coding region: 320-3232 (970 amino acids)
Biological process (GO): retrograde transport, endosome to Golgi; Golgi to vacuole transport
Cellular component (GO): GARP complex
Molecular function (GO): syntaxin binding
Source: RefSeq, a predicted model, not a curated record
CUGAAGACUUUGAAACGGUAAACGAGUCAGGUAGAAGAAAUAAUGUACACGAAGAAAGUACUGAACGCCCGGAAGUAAAGCCCUGCGGACCUUUAUUGAACAAUUUGAACUAUCUCCAGAACUGUGGAAUUCUGCGAACCGUACAUACAGUAAUAAAACAGCUAGGAUGCUGCGCUUGACUACCACAUCCCCUUUUUAGUGAGGAUAAAGCUAGGGGCCAAAACAUAAGAUGUAAAGAAGAAAAUAAAUAGCCUACGAACGAAUUUCAGGAAAGAACUAAAGAAGAUUGCCACAUGAAAGAGACCUGGAAAGUGCCCAGAUGAGGUGUACAGACCUACUGCAUGGACAUUCUAUGCUCUGUCAUUUCUUGAAAGGUUUGAAAAGCCAGUUGAGCAGCAGCCAAGUGAAGCACAAGAACCAGCACCUGAGAAACGAACAUUGUACAAAAGAAGGCGGGUCUUAUGUCUGCCGUUAUGGGGAAAAUAAUGUUUGCUGCACUCUCCCAGUCGAGGGUGUGAGCGACCGGGACUAUGAAAGGCAUGUAUAUAAACAUCACACAACAACAAUGCCAUUCUCUGGAAUGUCUAGGAAAGUAUCAACAUCGAGCAACAGUAGCGACAAACCAUAUCCCAACCACAGCUGGACAAGCUGUGCAGCCCAAAAUCUUCCAGCUGUACUGAACGAUCCAAAUAAAGGAAAGCAAAAAGAUUUCUUUACUAAAACAUGGGGCGAUAUCUUUGUUGAAAUAAACUCAGUUCCUGAUCCGAUAUAUUUACCUCACAUCACAAUUCGCCAUUUUGAACAUUAUCUUAAAAGGAUUGCAAAGAAACAUAAGCGUAUGAAAAUUAACUCCAGUGUGCCAAAACCUCAUACUCAUGCUGAGUUGCUCCAAACGUUUCCUUCUCUAAGGAUUGGAAAGUUUCCUGAAAAAAAUCAUUUUGAUAUUAGUGUUAUACCGAAAAUAUUUUUGCAACCUAAUUUUGAUUUGAGUAAUGAAGAGACGUUUAACGCUGUUUAUACUCAAGCUAUCACUUCAUCUAAUACUGGUAAAACUGAAGGUCCAAUAACUAACAUUUCGCCUAAACUUCUACAAGAAAAGUUAAGUCAUUACUUAGAUAUGGUGGAAGUGCAAAUUGCUCAACAAGUAGCCCAAAAGUCUGAAAUAUUUUUACAUGCGAUGACAUCUCAUGAUGUCCUUAUGGAACAACUAGGUCAAACCGUGUCAGUCGUUAAAAAUUUUAGGGAAAAAAUUCAAAGGGUAGAUAAAGGCUUAGUAAAAGACCCAUUACUUAUCUUGAAAAAUGAAAGAUGUCGGAGAAAUUAUCAACAAGUUUAUCACAAGCUUAAUAUAAUGUCAGUUGUAAUAAAAACUCAACCUUCUAUUCAGCUAUUGUUAUCAAGCCCUGAUUAUGUCGGGGCUCUUGAUUUAAUAUAUUCAAAUAAAGAAUUAUUAAAAGAAGAACUAGCCGAUAUUCACAGUUUUAGGCACUUGAGUUCACAAUUGUCAGAGAUGAUUCAAGUGAUUGAAAAAUUAAUGGCAGAAGAAUUUGAACGCUAUUGCACUUCUGAUUUGAAUCGUCCUUUUCUCGAUAAUGAAUGCGAAGUUGUGGAAAGUGAAAAAUUGACCUGCACAGUUAUGGGGAUGCUCAGGAGUGGUAAAUUCGAUUUUACAGACAUGUACGAAAAAGAAAUCAAAUCUGCCAUCAAAGCAGCCAUGAAGCAAGCUGUCAUAGAAAUAGUCUCUGUUAGAGAUUUUUCUGAAGAUCUGAGUUUAGAUGAACAGCUGAAAGCUCUCUCUGUUGAAGAAUGGAUUUUAUUACUUUCAAAUACCAGCAAAGUUCUAUUAAGGCUUUUAAGAAGAGUCAAAAAAGGAAUAGAAAUAAUGGAAGCAGCUGCUGAUAUUAGUGCUGGAACACCUUCUUCUGAAAGUGAUUCUCUAGAUUUGAUUAUAAUUGAGUCUGGGGACUGGAUAUUGUCAAAUGAAGAUCAUAAAACUGUAAAGCAAAAGCUUCACAAACUUCUAGUCACUGUGUGUGAGUACUCUCAAGAAGGUUGCGCCCAGCUGCUGUCUAGUCGAACACUGAUAUGGAGAGAUUUCAGAGAAGAAAGUAAGUUACCAAAUGCUUCUUACUGGCUGGCCGAACAUGCUUCGCUAUCAAAUCUUAAAGAACUCGCUGCCCUUGUUACCAGGGCUUCGGAUGAAUGGGAAGAACUGUGCCCUGUAAAAGAAGCAUUACCACAAAUGGUGUUCCCUUUGAGACGGGCUUUUAAAAUACAGGCAACGAAAUAUAUGAAAAAAUUUCAUGAGGUCAUGAAAGAGAAACUGUCUUACAUUCUUGAUGCUGAACCAUGGAGAAGGACUGAUGUUCCAGCUUCAUUUCAAAAGCUUGUUGAAUUAAUUUCUGAAAAAGGAACCUUUUCAGUAAGUAAAGAAAUUACUGAAUCAAUAAAAAAAGAUGGGAAAAUAUGUGUGGAAAACGAAUUAAUUAUCAAUGGUGAAAAAUAUGCCGUUGUUGGAACUGUUCUCAUGUUAGUUAAUAUUGUUGCCGAAUAUUGUUUGCACGCUGAAGAAAUCCCGUCUUGUGCAGACAUUUUACUUAGAAAUUUAAGAGAUCUCCUGACAAUGUUCAACUCGAGGUGCGCCAAAUUGAUUCUUGGAGGAGAAGCGAUAUCAGACAGAACUGGUCUUAAAAAAAUUACAUCCAUCAAUCUUGCAUUACUUUUCAGAGCAUUGCAACUUCUGCUUUGGCUUAUACCUCAUGUCAGGCUACAUUUUAAAAAUUUACUAGGAGAGAACCUGAAAGAUAAUUUUGAUGACAUUAUCAAGGAGAUUAAAGACCAUUCAAAUGAUAUUAAAAAGAGACAAAUCAACAUUCUCAACACAUUAAUCAUGGUCGAGCUCAAAACCUGGGCUGCCAAACCACCAGUCCCAUCUAUGUCAUUUAAAAAUAUUUGCAAGCAUAUCAUAAAACUUCAUGAAGCAGUUUCUGAUAUUCUGCCUCCAAAUCAAAUCCAAGAACUGUAUAAAGGUGUACAUGCUGGUUUUAAAGAAAUAUUGAGUGAAAGACUACAUAAGAUGAAUAUAGUUAAUGAUGGAUCUCCCAGCCAUGGUUUGGUAACAUCAGAGCUAGUUUUUUACCUGCAGGAUUUGAAGAAAGUUGGCGGUCUUCCACCUGAACACCUAGAAUUGUCAGCAAUGAAUGAUAUCUGGCUGAACAAUUACUCGUCAUAAGUAUUCUUUUAUUUAUUUAUAAAAUGUGUCUCGAUCUUUCAAAACCUUUUAAUGCAUUACAUUCCAAGAAAAAGAAAAAAUUGGAUAUAAUUGUUGUAUUGUUCACUGUGUGAAUUUGUAUAUACAUAUAAUUUAGACAUGGUUAUGUCCACCACAGUAUACUUUCAAUAAUUGUAAAUAUCUAUAUAUAAAAAUAGACUAUUUUACUUAUUAAAAGGUUUGUAAAUAAAUAUUGUAUUAAAUUAUUGAACACCAUGUUUAGUUUAAUUAAAACAAUCAUUAUAAAUAUUAUAUAUUGUUAAUGUUUAUUGUUAAAUUUUAUAAAUUGAGAUAUCGUUCUCAAAAACAAAAUGCAUAGUUUCUGUUUAUAAUGUAAUGAAAGAUAAUCAAUGGAAGGUGUGUUCAUAAAAAGUUUUCAUGAAUAAUAUUAAAUAUUUGUAGUUUCUUUGUUUCAAUUAAUGUUCAAUUACAGUUUUAAAAAUUAAACAGGAACUAAAAUUGU